GCACAAAUUCUAUAGAAUGGCCCUUAUAUAACCCUACCUCUAAAUGAAAACAUAACUUACAUUUUUAUUAUUGUUAAAUUAAAUUACUUUAUGCAUGGCACGUUUGUUUACAAUAACAGAUCAACACGUGCCUGUAUGUUCACAAGGACACUCAUAAACGCACGCACACGGACUCAGUCGUCAAUUAUUAAACAAACAUGAUACUGUUCAGUGAGAGAAAGAGAUCACACAAGCCACAGCCAUUUCACACACACACACACACACAUCUGAUCCUGAACGUCGACACACUCCCACUGGAUAUUUCUCAGGAUUUUUCUGCAUCCUGAUGAUCUCUGACCAUCCCUGAUGGACUCAGCCGCUCCUCCGAACAUCCCUGAUGACCGAACUCAUCCAGGGCCUCCCGUCCUCCAGGAGGCUCAUGAUUCCUCCAGACAAAGAGAAGCCAUGACAUUACCCAGCGUUCCUGCAUACGACUCGGUCAGCAUCCUCACCGCUGGCCCACUGAAUGACACUGACAGCAUCCAAACAUCCCAUCAUGCAUACGACACGGACAGCAACCGCACCCUAAACCCAGCAUUCGACACGGACAGCACCCACACCCUGCACCCGCCGUACACGAGCCCCGCUGGAGGAGACGCCUCGACCAGCAGCGUCCCGGCCAACCCUCCUCCAUACAGCCCACCGGACCCCAAAGCUGUCUACGUCAUGUACCCACAGUACCCCAACCAGCCGGUCAUCGCCUGUCAGCCCGGAGCCAAUCUACCUGGAGCUUUCUACCAGCCCUCCUUCCUCCCGUCGUCCACUUACCCAUCCUACACUAUAUACAUGAACGGUCCGCCGCUGGGAGAGGAGCACCCUCCGUUACCUAAAGAUUACCUGGUCGAGUCUCUGCUGGUGACCAUCUUCUGCUGCCUCAUGAGCGGCCUCGUCGCGGUCAUGUACUCGUAUGAAACCCGUGCGGCGCUGACCAGAGGCGACAUCCGUGAAGCGGAGAAAACGUCCCAGAAGGCUCGUCUGCUUGUCAUGUUCAGUUUGAUGUUCGGCAUAUUUAUUUUUGUGGGCUGGAUUAUUUAUGUAGUCACAGUGCUCUGUCCAUAGAAACUUUCUCAUGCUAACCAAGCAUUUAUUUAAUCAAAAAAAAUCUGUAAAAACUGUUAAAUAUUAUUACAACUUAAAUAACCGUUUUCAAUCUGAAUAUAUAGUCAAUUGUAAUUUAUUUCAGUGAUGCAAAGCUGUAUUUCCAGGCUUCAGUGUCCUUCAGAAAUCAUUCUAAUAUGCUGAUUUGUGCUCAAACAUUUCUGAUUGUUAUCCAUGUUGAAAACAAGUUGUGCUGCCCAAUAUUUUUCUGGAAAAUUUAAUGCAUCCCAGCUAAAUAAAAUUAUUAAUUUCUAUCAAAAAAUGUAAUCUUACUCACCUCAAACCUUUAAAUAUUAGUGCAAUUGCUGUGAAGAUACUAAUUUUAUAGAUUUUGUCCGAAGGUGCACCAUCACUUCUUUUUCUUAACUGUUAUUUUAAAAUGUGAUAAAUAGUAGUAAAAGUUAUGAAGACUAUAUGGGAACUAUAUCAGUCGACACGUCAUUCAAACAUAUGACUGUGAAAUAUGUUGGAAAAGCAGACAGAACUGAAAAUCAUUGAAAGGGACUUUCAAAAAGUGUGAGAUUCAAACAUUGAUUUAUUGCAUCAUGUUCUAUGAUACUGUAUGUACUUUCAGAUGAUAAUCAUCAAUGGUUUGUAUUUUUCUGUCACUGGUAAUAAACCUAUUUUUAUGUAAAAACUACCAUCAUCUAUGACUGUGAACAAACUGAAUUAGAUGAACAGUCUUUAAAUGUUUAUAAGAAGAACUAUUGUGUGAAACCUAAUGUGUUUCUGUUGCUCUGAAUAAAAAGUAACCCAAAAACGACAACACUAUUUCAUGUCUUUAAAUGAUCAGUGAAGACCUUGAAAACAAUAUAUAGCAAUAAAAUGGCUUUUAUUACAUUACUAAGCUUGAUUCUCUCCACAUGGCUUGAAGAGUCGCCUUUAAAUACAAUGAAGAGCAAAAGAGAGCUAAAAAAAAAAAACAGAAAUGACCAGCAAGAGCUUCCUCUCAGAAAAAAUAAAUUACCACAUUGGCUUAAAUGGGUUCAUUUCUACAUAACCCAUAAUGAUUUACAA
Carassius auratus (goldfish) is the source of this 2154-nucleotide messenger RNA. RefSeq names its product proline rich transmembrane protein 1B (gene prrt1b). The coding region runs from base 346 to 1098 and encodes 250 amino acids. NCBI's taxonomy places the organism in Eukaryota, Metazoa, Chordata, Actinopteri, Cypriniformes, Cyprinidae. Gene Ontology annotation, cellular component: membrane. The transcript is spliced from 4 exons. The record is from RefSeq and is a predicted model, not a curated record.